This is a messenger RNA of Manihot esculenta (cassava), 564 nucleotides long. RefSeq lists its product as uncharacterized. NCBI's taxonomy places the organism in Eukaryota, Viridiplantae, Streptophyta, Magnoliopsida, Malpighiales, Euphorbiaceae. The transcript has 2 exons. The record is from RefSeq and is a predicted model, not a curated record. Bases 1 to 564 code for a protein of 187 amino acids.
AUGGAUAGUUAUAAGAAGUUCCCUUCGAAACCUAUUGAUAUAUACACUCUAUUUCGAGAUUAUGAUAUUUUACCAAAUGGACUUGGUGACGAGCUACCCGCAGUUACCGUUGAUCACACUUCUAAUCAACUUCAAAAUCCAAAUGCAACUGCAGCAACAGGUUCCAAUACAAUUAAAAGAAAAACUAGAGGACCAACACGAUGCUUGAAAAUCACACAAUUGGAGAAUGGGCAAAAAUUGCCAGUAGAAUUUGAUGAAGAUGAUCAAGCUAUUGGUGAUAAUGCUACUGCAUUUGUUUGGUUUUUAGGACAAACUAUUAGAAGUGUGUCGUGUUGUCCAUUGCAAGUGAAACAAUGGAAUAAGAUUAUCGAUGAUAAGCUCGACCACAUGUGGUCUACCAUAUUGGUACGAAAAUUUAUAUUAAAUUACAUCCAUUAUAAAAUGAUUAUAAUUUUUUUAGUUCUAUUAAGUAUCAUAAUCUUUGUUUCUUACUUCUUUGCUAAAAAGAAAAGUUCACUUUUGAGUAUUCUGAUGCAAGAAAGGGAACAAUUUUCAGUCAUAUGA